GCUGGUCACGUGGUCCGGCUGUCACGUGCAGCGGGCGGCUCACGCUCUGCGGGCCCGGAGUUCGGUGCGCCUGCGCAGUGCGGAAGCUGGGAGGGCCGCCCGAGCGGCAGAGCUGACUGCGGGAAGCGGGACCUGCGGCCGCACUCUUACUUGCUGCAGGGUCGCGUAAGCUUGCUCGCUUGGCACAUCCCUCGUGUCUUCCGGCGGAGAGCUUGGGAUGUGGUAAUGUCAGCCAGACUUUUCAGAGCCCUGGCCGGAUCUCACUAUAUUUUAUCAAAAGUGUAUCAGUGCCAAAGACUUGCUCAUCGAACGUUAAAACCGCUUAAGGAAUUUGAGACUACAAUAUGCAGCACCAUGACGAGAAGCCAGAACUUGGAUUUAUUCUUUCCUGAGACAGCAGCGGGUGAUUUGAGUAAGUCCCAGGUCCUGGAAACAAGUCAGAAAAUACCAAAUACAAACAUACUGUCUCCAUUAAAUGCUGCACAUUGCCAGGGUGAAAAAGUGCACCUUCCGACCAGGAAAUCGUUUAGUACUCACAGGAAAGUGACUCACAAACCAAAUCUAUUAGGUUCUAAGUGGUUUAUAAAAAUAUUAGAGCGGCAGUACUCAUCUAUAUCAACGGAAACAGUUGUUCCUAAACAAGACUUUCCGCAAAUCAAGAGACCACUGAAAGCGUCGAGGACCAGGCAGCCAUCCAGGACCAACCUUCCAGUUCUCUCUGUGAAUGAGGACCUGAUGCACUGCACAGCGUUUGCAACUGCAGACGAGUAUCAUCUUGGAACUCUCUCUCAAGAUCUGGCCUCCCACGGAUAUGUUGAAGUAACAAGCUUGCCUAGAGAUGCAGCAAAUAUUUUGGUGAUGGGUGUGGAACAUUCUGCGAAAGAAGGUGAUCCUGGAACAAUAUUCUUCUUCAGAGAAGGAGCUGCUGUGUUCUGGAAUGUGAAAGACAAAACUAUGAAGCAUGUGAUGCAAGUCUUAGAAAAACAUGAAAUCCAGCCCUAUGAAAUCGCACUGGUGCACUGGGAGAAUGAAGAGCUUAACUACAUCAAAACAGAGGGACAGUCAAAACUUCAUAGAGGGGAAAUCAGGUUAAAUUCGGAGCUAGAUUUAGAUGACGCCAUUCUAGAGAAAUUUGCUUUCUCAAAUGCCCUUUGUCUUUCAGUGAAACUGGCUAUUUGGGAGGCAUCACUGGACAAAUUUGUUGAGUCUAUUCAGUCAAUUCCAGAGGCUUUAAAAGCUGGGAAGAAAGUGAAACUAUCUCAUCAAGAAGUUAUGCAGAAAAUGGGUGAACUCUUUGCCCUGAGACACCGAAUAAACUUGAGUUCAGACUUCUUGAUCACUCCCGAUUUCUACUGGGACAGAGAAAACCUGGAACAACUUUAUGAUAAAACUUGUCAGUUCCUUAGCAUUACUCGUAGAGUUAAGCUCGUGGCGGGACCACCAGCCUCAUCUCUCUGUCAGUCAAGCAGAAAAUUGAAAUGCAUGGUGGUUUCCUCUUUCUACUUCAUUCACCCUCCACGUCCAGGCACACCGUCCUUUCGUUUUCUCCUACGAAUCCAUUCACUGACGGAUACUUCUUGAAAGUCCAGAUGACAGGCCCUGGGCUGGUGACCACACUGGGGGGGGUGGGGGGGGGGUUACAAUGCUGACGCCUCCCUUCUAGGCCCCACCUGUAACACUCCCCGGACUGUUCCCAUACCUUCUUCACUGGACCCUUUAGCUGGAAGGCAGAGAUGUCUCCUCUGCCCGGCACAGUACAGUAAAUACGACAUUUGAAGGCGGAACAAAGGGCCCGCAGCGCCUACAGAAUAAAAUCCCAACGUUACCGCGCGGUGGAGGUUUCUCUUGUGCUGUAACGAGUUGCCGCAAGCUGGCUUACCGUAAAUGCACCGGAUUACAGCCCUGUGGGUCAGAAGUCUGACGGGAGAGUCACUGAGGCAAAAUCAAGGUGUGGCGGGACUGUGUUCCUUUCAGGAGGCGCUGGGCAGGAAAAGGCUCUCCUUGCCUUCUCCGGCUCCUACAGGCUGCCCACGUCCCUUGGCCUGCAGCCCCUGCCACACAGCAGAGGCGAGUUGGGGCCUCAUGUGGCAUCACUUGAAGCUCUUCUUGCCAUUUCCACCGUGACUACGCUGAACCCCGCCUCCCCCAAUAAUCUAGGUUUACCUCCCCGUCUUAAGGUCAGCUGAUCAGCAGCGUUUUUUCUAUAUGCAAUCGUAACUC
This is a messenger RNA of Acinonyx jubatus (cheetah), 2220 nucleotides long. RefSeq names its product required for meiotic nuclear division 1 homolog (gene RMND1). The transcript has 11 exons. Gene Ontology annotation, biological process: positive regulation of mitochondrial translation. Bases 226 to 1581 code for a protein of 451 amino acids. NCBI's taxonomy places the organism in Eukaryota, Metazoa, Chordata, Mammalia, Carnivora, Felidae. The record is from RefSeq and is a predicted model, not a curated record.